ACACUGAAGACAUAGUGUACUUGUGCCUCGAAACUAUAGCCAAUGGGCAUUCCGUUCUCAUAUUCUGCCCCACUAAAGCUUGGUGUGAGUCACUUGCUCAAACAGUUGCUUGUGAAUUUAGAACCAUUGGUCUUGGUAGAGAUGUUAAUGCUACAGAGAGCCUGCCCUUCAAAUUACGACAACAGUUGAACGCUGACAAAAUUGCAGAAUGCUUGGAGCAACUUCGAAACUGUCCCGUGGGGCUAGAUUCUUCCCUAGGGAGAGUAGUUUCGUUUGGUGUUGCAUAUCAUCAUGCUGGCCUUAGUAUGGAUGAGAGAGAUAUUGUGGAAGGCUGCUUUAAAAAUGGAACUCUUAGGGUACUCGUUGCAACAACGACACUUUCAUCUGGAGUUAACUUACCAGCUCGAAGAGUAAUCAUCAGAUCACCAGUCUUUCAGGGACGACCAAUCGACAUUCUUUCAUACCGCCAAAUGGUAGGACGUGCUGGACGAAUGGGAGUUGAUUCGGCCGGGGAAAGUAUUAUAAUUUGUCAGAAAACUGAACAACGAAUAGUUUCAAGCUUAGUUUGCUCGAGUUUGAAACCAAUUGAGAGUUGCCUGGGUCAUGGUGAUCUUUCUGCUAGCUUGAAGCGAGCAGUUUUAGAGGUGAUAGCAAGUAAAGUUGCCACUACACCAGCAGAUUUGGAACUCUACACAAAUUGUACCCUCCUUGCCUCGAGUAGAGCAGAAUCUGAGAAUAUUGUGGACCCAGUUUCUGCUUGUAUUACCUUUCUCAAGGAAAAUGAGCUAAUUAGACUGCAGGUUGAUGAUGAAGGAAUUUUAUGCUAUACACCUACCCCAUUAGGGCAAGCUUGUCUCUCAGCAUCAAUACAUCCUGAUGAAGGACUCCGCUUAUUUCAAGAACUCCAAAGAGCAAGACAGUGCUUUGUUUUGGAAAAUGAACUGCACCUUGUGUACCAAGUCACACCUCUUAAUGUGGCUGAUCAGUGGGGCAACAUAGAUUGGAUGCAUGUUCUAGCCUUAUGGGAACAACUCACUCCUGAUUUGAGACGUGUUGGUGAGCUGGUUGGUGUUGAGGACCGGUUUAUAGUGAGAGCCAUGCGAGGUACAGUCAACUUGAAACUGGAAAAGCAGCGUCAGAAGCUAAUGGUUCACAGAAGAUUCUACACUGCUCUUGCCUUGCAUGAUUUAGUGAAUGAAGUUCCCCUCAAUAAAGUGGCUGUGAAAUUCAAUUGCUCACGAGGAAUGCUUCAAAGCCUGCAACAAUCAGCAGCCACUUAUGCAGGUAUGGUUACUUCAUUUUGCAACAGACUUGGAUGGUCCUCUGUAGAGCUCCUAGUUGAUCAGUUCCAAGACCGUCUUCAUUUUGGAACUCACAGAGAACUACUGGACCUUCUGAAGGUACCCUCUCUAAAUGGUCCACGGGCUAGAGCUCUCCACAAUGCAGGAAUUACUAGUUUGUCUGAGUUGACUACAGCAGAUGUGCUGGCUGUUGAAAAUGCUUUGCUAACUACCAUACCGUUCUCAAGUGAAAAAGAUAGAGAUGGUGAAACAACAUCAGAAUCGGAGCGCAGACGGAAAUUGAAAGGAAUUUGGGUGACAGGCAGGCAGGGCCUGUCCGAGCGAGAAGCUGCCGAGCUGCUGAUACAGGAGGCAAGAUCAAUUGUUCAGGCGGAACUGGGUCUUGCUGAAGUCAACUGGAAUCAAAGAAACCAAGAGAAUUCCUUGAUCAAUCCUAGAAAUACCCAAACAUCCGAAAAUCAACAGAAUUCUUCUAGUAAUACUACUGAUAUCCUUCCAGGAAAGAAUGCUUUCAUAAUGGCUGACAUAAUGUCUGUCAACAGCAAAGAUGAUUUACCAAAGGUUUUGCCAGUACAAAUAGAGAAUUCAACUAGCAAAACUGAUAAGGUUGAAAUCAUGGCUAGUGUAGAGGACAAGACUCUUUUACAUGACUCAGACAAAACUGAUCCAAGUUUUCAACAUAAAAAUAUUACUAAUAUAAACUUUAUUGGACAUGAGGAGGAAUCAUAUAACAACGAAAGUUUGAAGGACAAUGGAAGUUUUGAAUUGGAAGUAGAGUCUAGUAAGGGGGCACAAAACAUGAGUACUAGUGUAUCGGAGUCCAAAAGUGUAACGCUUCAGAAUUUAGCUGAAGUUGAAGAAGAAAGAGAGCGCAGUCAACAAAACUUCGAAAGCCUCUCAAGCUCUCCGUCAUGUCUGUUGGACAACAAUAUCUGUGACUUCUCGAAUCUCAGUGAAAAUGAGACCACUCCCCUUUCACCAUCAAACAAGGCAAAUCCUGGAUCAAUUUCUGUGACUAACUCAUCAAAUAAUGUUUUACAAGAUAGUUUGGAUUUGUUUGGGAGUUCAUUCCCAAACUCUGCAAUGCAAAAUAUCUUGGAAAAUAAUGUUGAACUGAUCAAUUCAGAAAAAACACCAUCAAUAACUCAGUGUCAAGAUCUUCAGAAAGCUCCUGUUUCUCCUUGUAAGAAUGCUGUUGACGCCUCUCUUGAAUCUUGGGGAAUCAGCAUUUCAGCACUUAACAAAUUAUGUGCAGAAGAAGAAGAUUUUGCUCAAAAACCACAAGAAACUGAAAAGGAUAUCCCUAAAAAAUUAUCACCUGUUAAAAGGUUGUCACUUGAUCUGUUUGCUUCCACCCAAGAUGAAAUCGAAUCUGUGACAGUAACUAAUGAAGUUGGGGAAGUUCAAGAGUCAGAAGAUCUCUUUUGCUCACCCACAACUCCCACAUGUGAAAGGGUUUUAAGACCAAGAAAUGGCAGCAGAAGUGGAAGCGAGGGGAACGAAAACAGCACAGCAUCCCAACAAGACAGCUCAAAGAGUCCAAAUCUAUUUGGUGAUAGUUUUGAAAUUAAUUCUGGCCUUAUUCAUGUACUGGAUGGCAAAGAAGGUGCGCUUGCUUGUGCUCAAGAACCACACACCAAUAGAACAAAUAAAGAUCCGGCUAUUGAUGAGUCUAAUCAGGUUGCACAAGGUAAUUGCGAAGCCAGUAGGGAAGCAUCAGCUUUAUUGAAAAUGAGAAAAUGCAGUGAAAUGCGGCGCAAAUUUCUUGGCACUGGUAAAAAGACUGCUCAAAAUGAACUCAACUCCAGUAUUCAAAGUAAAUAUGAGUCCCAAGCUAAUAAAAGAAACCCUGUCAUGAACAGAAGCAAUAAUCUCCAUCUGGGACUUAGUCGUCGAGUGUUGACCAAAAGAACUGCUGUUGUAGGGAAGAAAGAAGUUGAAAACUCUUCAGAUAGAGAUAAUGAUGAAAUAUUAACAGAUUCAUUUCUGGAGGCAGCGUUUGAAACUGCUUUCCAUAGCAAAAGUGAUGUUUUGCUUUUUUCUGAAGGUGAAAACUCCCCACCAGUCCCUCAUGAGAAGAAGAUGAAAUUUAGUGAAUCAUCUGAUGAUGAAGUGGUUUUUUCACCUCCAACAGUUGUUGAACACAAGGACUUAAGAAAAUCUGCAGCUUCCCCUUUUUCCCUUAAGGAAGUAGCAGUGAGUGAAAAUAUUCACAAUGACCAGCAAUCUGCUGCGAAAGAGGUAAAAUGUGAAAAGCUGCAAGUUAUUGGGCCCCCGCUUACCCGUAGAAUGCUGGCUAGUCGACAGAAGUUCACCCUCACUGAAGCCAAUGUAAAAGAAGAUGAAACAAGAGAAGUCUUGUUUCCAGCAGAUGUUGGAAUCAAUCAACUUCAGCAUCAAAACCCAUUUUCUACUACGACCCCCGUUGAGGAUUGGAGUACAUACAACAUAGUAGACGUUUGUAGAAGCAGAGUCCUAUUCAAAACAUUUUCUAAGGAGGUUUUGAACACCAGCUUGUGGUCUUUUUCUUUAGCAUGUCAGCAAGGGGAAAGUAAUCAGACAUUUGAAGCAAUUGGGAACAAAAUUCUCAAAACUCAAAAGUCUUCAAGACACGAAACAAAAUCCAAUAAAAAUACAUCACAGUUUUCAUUUGGGAACUGUGUUCUUGUUGGUGUUUCAUUUUGUUUUGGUGGCACUGAUGCAUACUACUUAACUUUAGAAGACAAGAGUGAACAGUGCGCUGUUAGUCUCCGCGAUCGACUGCAAUUGUUAAAGCAAAUUCUUUGUCAAAAUGAGAAAGCUGCUAUGCCUUGGGUCUGUUGUUAUGAUGUUAAGGAGCAUUUUAAACUGCUGUUUAGAUGUAUUGGUAUUCGAAUACUCAACCUUUCACUCUGUGAUCCAAAAGUGGCUGACUGGCUGCUAGAACCAGAAGGGAAAGAGAAGACGUUUCAAUCCAUGGUUUUGAAGUAUAUGGAUAUGGCUAUUGGUUUAGCUGAACAUGCUGGGUGUGUUCGACUUGGCCUUGGCAGUCCAGCUUUGGAUAUUGAGCAAACUGUACCUGGAAGACAGCGUUCCAGUGUUGAAGCUAUACUUUGCUUCCAUAUUAUGAGUGUCCAGUACCAGAAGCUUCAGGAUACACAACUCCUCAGAAGCUUUUUUGAUGUAGAGAUGCCAGUUAUUGUGUGUGUUGCUGGAAUGGAGUUGGCUGGAAUCGGUUUUAGCUCAGCCACGCUACAGAACCUUCAAGGGAAGCUCCUCGAGGACAUGUCAUCAUUAGAAAGAAAAGCAUAUCAAUUAGCAGGACGCUCAUUUUCUCUGACGUCACCCCUAGAUACUGCACGGGUUCUGUAUCAAGAACUAAAACUGGGGCAAGGCCAAUCUCUGAAAGGCAGACAGAAGAAUACAAGCAAGGAAACCCUGACCAAACUCACUUCAGAGCACCAGCUCCCAAAUGUGAUUUUGUUGUGGAGAAAGCUAAGUGCAAUUCAUUCCAAGACUGUAUGCCCUUUGCUCCCAACAGAGCCAUGCACACGCUUGUAUGGACGCUAUAUUAUGCAUACUGCAACUGGGCGCAUUUCUAUGUAUGAGCCAAAUAUUCAAUGUAUCCCUAGGGAUUUUGAAAUUUCACCCGAUUCCAAUGAGAAAAUUUGCAUGAGAGCUGCUUUUGUUGCUUCAGCAGAUACUUUACUGGUUGCUGCAGACUAUUCACAACUCGAAUUGCGACUUUUAGCCCAUCUUUCUGGAGAACCUAAACUGAAGAACAUUUUAAACGGUGGUCAAGAUGUGUUUUGUAAUCUUGCUGCCACGUGGAAUGGUAUCCAGUGUGAUAAGGUGACUGAUGGUCUGAGACAGAAGGCCAAACAGCUAUGCUAUGGCAUCAUUUAUGGGAUGGGGUCUAGAGCUUUGGCAGAUCAACUCGGUGUAGAAGAAACAGAGGCGACAUCACUCAUGGAGUCAUUUCAUAAUGCAUUUCCUGGCAUAAAUAGUUUCUUGGAGAAGACAGUGUCUCAGUGCCGUGAAAUGGGGUAUGUUAAAACAUUACUGGAUAGACGCCGGUAUCUUCCAGGCAUAACAAGUUCCAGCUUUCAUGUGAAAGCUCAUGCAGAGAGGCAGGCAGUGAACACAACAGUGCAGGGAUCUGCUGCUGACCUCACCAAGACUGCAAUGGUUGCUGUUGAAAAGGAAAUCUUAAAAUCAUUCUGUGUGUCACACACGGACAAGAAGAACCAUUGUCUCACUGUUCCACAACUUGUUUUAAAUCUACAUGAUGAGCUCAUGUAUGAGGUCCCUGAAGCUGUUGUUGAUCAAUUUUGCAAACUACUCAAGACAGGAAUGGAAAGUGCUAUUUAUUUAUCUGUUAAACUGCCUGUAAAAAUAAAGAUAGGGAAGUCUUGGGGUGAAUUAGAUCUUAAAGUUGUUGAAUGAAAUUAUUUUUUUUUCCCCUGAAAUUGUUAUGGAUUAUAUACAAUCUAUUAAAGUAAAUUGUGUUAAUUAUCAAUUGAGAAUGCCUUUGAACAAAUGAAUUUGUUUUGUUAACAUCUUACCCAAUGUUUGGAUGAUAAUUUCUGUGAUAAUUUUUCAACUGUUAUAUAGGCUUAUCAUAAAUUAUUGAUAUCCUCUCCCUCUCUGCUUUUUAAUGGUGCAAAUUGUGACUUUUAUUUUAUUUUAAUUUGCCCAUUUCUGAUGUAUUUACAAUGUACUUCAAUGUGUAUGAAUUGAAAAAACUGUCAGGGAGAGGCCGUGAAAGGCAUCGCAUGUUGUAAUAUGUGAAGUGUUAAAGAUUAUUAUAUUAAGAGUCAAUGGAAAACUUCCAAAUAUUUUACUGCAUCUUCAAUAUAUUUCAAAUAAACAAUGUGAAAACAAAAUUAA
This is a messenger RNA of Frankliniella occidentalis (western flower thrips), 6170 nucleotides long. Its product is annotated as DNA polymerase theta-like. Bases 306 to 5726 code for a protein of 1806 amino acids. Gene Ontology annotation, biological process: DNA-templated DNA replication; double-strand break repair via alternative nonhomologous end joining. Gene Ontology annotation, molecular function: DNA-directed DNA polymerase activity; DNA binding. The record is from RefSeq and is a predicted model, not a curated record. The transcript is spliced from 24 exons. NCBI's taxonomy places the organism in Eukaryota, Metazoa, Arthropoda, Insecta, Thysanoptera, Thripidae.